AAAAUGCCGCCCGGGAUCCCUUCAAUCCAUCCAUCAGGCAUCUUGAAGACAAGACAGUUACAUAAUCUCUACAACCUUCCAGGCAUUCAGUCCGCGCAAGUGGCGCCUUUCAGAGAUAGAUGGUGGUGGCGCAAGGUGGAGUUCCUGGGCUCUUAUUGAGGUGUAGUCCGCAAGCUGCAUGAAGCUCAGCGCCCGUUCAGCCAGGCUUGCAACGCAACAUACAAGAAAGCGGAGUUGAUAGUGGUGGAAUGCGACAAGCGUGCGCAAGAGCUUCUGAAACAAUCAAUCACCUUCAGGUCUUGCAGAGCUUAGAUGGCUGCAGCAAGGCUUGCGCGAUCGUGUCUGGCAGCAGAUAAGCUUCCGCAGGGGAAGUUGAUCAGGACGCUGGAGGUAUCUCAAAAAGCACACGCAAUCAUUCCAGAGUUGCCACAGAAGCAGGCGUCCUGGGAUCAGAUCUGGGCGUCCGGCAAGUUUCACGCGACUGUGAUGCCCGAUCUGCCGAGCAUUGCCAACCUUGCAGAUUUGCUCCCAAAGCUGGGGGCGGCGCCGCAGGAGCGGCUGGCAGAAAACCUGGAUCUAACAGAAAAGCCCGCGCAAGCUCCCGCAGGCUUCUUCCGAGUGCGCACCGUCGCGGCGCAGCUCAAGUCCCGCGCGCAUGUCAGCUGUCAGAUGCAAGCAACGGCCACCGAGAUCUCGAACGCCAGCCUCGAUUCCAACCCUGUAAACCUCAGAUUAGAGUCGAAAAUACUGGACGCCAAAACAGGGGCCCAUUUUGCUGACGUCAGCCAAAGAUCUGCGAGAGACGGGGGGUUUAGAGAUGGGGUUGAAGUUUCGGACGCUGGGCAAAGCCCCGGCGCCCUGCUACUAGUGUCCGGAGGGCACCCCGUUCGGCGGCUCCCGAUCGUCCGAAACUUUCUCCCGAUGGACGCGGUGGGGAUGCUCCGGGAAGGGCAUCGGCUGAAGGAUCGGGGACUCUUGCCACAAGGGGUGCAGCUGUGGGCCACGGAGAACCCCCUGGUGAACAGCGUCGACAGCCUCGAGCGAAAACUAGACGCGAGAGCUGAAGCUAUCAUCACUCAGCCGCCGCUCCUUCCAGACUCGUUUGAGAGAUGGUGGUCAGAGGCCGACAAACGAGGCCUCGUUGGCUCGACGCGUCUGAUCGUAGGGCUGCCGUUUCUUUCAUCUUUACGGAACCUCGACUUCUGGCUCAUGUUGACGGACGCAACGGGUAGCGCUGAAGCGGAGGCCGUUCGCGGAAAGUGGGCAGACCACGAAAGGAGGGCCGGGGACCAUGCGGGACAGCAGUUAGAUUUCCGGUUACAGCAAACCCGGGAGUGCUUAAGAAGGAUUGAGUCGUUACCAGGCGUGCAAGGGGUGCAUUUGAUGCCCGUGACAAAACGUGGUUGGAGAGAUCUGCUAAGACUGAUUGAUGAGGGCGCUUUCAGCUCGUAAGUGGGGCUGAAAGCCGAUUGAGGGAAGCGCUUGCUGGCGCCUUUGUUGACGUAUCAGUGGGCGGGCGGGCGGCGGCCAAGCUUGGUUAUUGAGUAUGCAUACGGUCAGAUCCGACUGGGGCCAGGAACGUGCAU
This is a messenger RNA of Klebsormidium nitens, 1586 nucleotides long. NCBI's taxonomy places the organism in Eukaryota, Viridiplantae, Streptophyta, Klebsormidiophyceae, Klebsormidiales, Klebsormidiaceae. The record is from the annotation of a GenBank genome assembly.